UUGCCUAUCAUUUAGAAGUAAGAACCAAAAGCGACGCGAGCCUUUUUGAAAUUUGAACGAAGGGAGCAACUGAGCAAGCAAGUGAAGUGAAAACCAGGAUUUGAUUAUUCGAAGAUCUGCAGAGAACUCCAUCUCUAAAGACCAAAUCGAGAUCAAGGCUCGAUCCGAAUCAAUCCUAGGUCCUUAAUCUGAAAGUCGAGAAGUAUUGAUUUCAAGUUUCAACAUGUCGAAUCUCCAAAGCGAUCAACUUUUGCAAAUGGAAACAACUUGUGGGUCCCUUCUAUAUGAGCUUCAGAUGAUAUGGGAUGAAGUUGGAGAAUCUGAAGCUGAAAGGGAUAAAAUGCUACUUGAACUAGAACGAGAAUGCCUAGAAGUAUAUAGAAGAAAGGUAGAUCAGGCAAACCGGUGCAGAGCACAGCUACGACAAGCAAUUGCAGAUAAUGAGGCAGAACUUGCAACAAUUUGCUCAGCAAUGGGUGAGCGACCAGUGCAUAUCCGACAGUCUGAUCAGAACUCUGGAAGAUUGAAGGAAGAGCUUGCAGCUAUUAUUCCACAAUUAGAGGAGAUGCGAAAGAGAAAAUGUGACAGAAGGAAUCAGUUUCUUGAAGUUCUUGAGCAAAUACAGAGAAUCUCAAAUGAGAUUUGCAAAUCAACAGAUUAUAAUUCUUCUAAGAUAGUUGUGGACGAAACUGACUUGUCCAUGAGAAAGUUUGAAGAGUUGCACAGGCAACUGCAUGCACUUCAAAAGGAAAAGAGUGAUCGCCUGAAACAGGUCCUGGAUCACUUGAGUACUUUGAACUCACUCUGUUUGGUUCUUGGCAUGGAUUUCAAGCAAACAAUUAAUGAGGUUCACCCCAGUUUGAAUGAUUCUGAAGGAACAAAGAACAUAAGUGAUGAUACAAUUGAGAGGAUGGACUCUGCAAUACAAAAGCUGUUGGAGGUUAAGAUAAAGAGAAUGAGAAGGUUGCAAGAUCUUGCAACUACCAUGUUGGAGUUGUGGAAUUUGAUGGAUACACCAAUUGGGGAGCAACAAAUUUUUCAGAAUGUGACCUGUAAAAUAGCCGCUUCAGAACAAGAAAUAACUGAACCGAACAUCCUCUCUGAGGAGUUUAUUAAUUAUGUUGAGGAGGAAGUGUCUAAACUUGAGGAUUUGAAAGCUAGUAAAAUGAAAGAACUUGUUCUGAAGAAGAGAUCAGAGAUGGAAGAGAUUUGCAGGCGGACACACAUGGUGGCAGAAAUAGAUAAUGGAAUGGAAUAUGCAAUUGAAGCUAUUGAAUCUGGAGCUGUGGACCCUGCCUGCAUUCUGGAACAGAUUGAACUUCAAAUUGCAAAGGUCAAAGAGGAAGCAUUUAGCAGGAAAGAGAUACUGGAAAAGGUUGAGAAAUGGUUGGCUGCAUGUGAAGAGGAGAGCUGGCUUGAGGAAUAUAACAGGGAUGAAAACCGUUAUAAUGCUGGAAGAGGUGCACAUCUUACAUUAAAGCGAGCUGAGAAAGCUCGUGCUGUGGUUAACAAACUUCCUGCAAUGAUAGAUGCACUGGGGACAAAAGUCAGAACAUGGGAGAGAGAAAGAGGCAUUGAAUUUUUAUAUGAUGGUGUCAGGCUUCUUUCUAUGCUCGAAGAAUACAAUAUUUUAAGGCAAGAGAAAGAGCAAGAAAGAAAAAGACAGAGGGAUCAAAAGAAACUCCAGGGACAAUUAAUUGCAGAGCAGGAGGCACUGUUUGGAUCAAAGCCAAGCCCAUCAAAGCCCCAGAGUGGAAAAAAAGGUCCUAGAAUGUCAAUUGGAGGUGCAAAUGGUAGAAGACUCUCACUUGGUGGAGCAAUGUUGCAAACUCCUAAACCUGAUCUGCCUCACCCUGCAAAACUUACUCCACAUUUACGCCCAAGCAAGAAGGGUGGUUUACUAAGCCACCACCAGGAUGAUAGUUGUGUAGCUUUGUCUGCAGGUAGGAGAGGCUUGGAUAUUGCUGGUCUCCCAGUAAAGAAGCACUCAUUCAAUGCUGCAAAUUCUCAUGAAAUUGAAUCACCCAUGACAAGAAAGCCAUUUUCCCCUCUCUCUGCAGCAAUGUUACCCAAGGUCAACCCAAAUUUUCUGGAAGAUCUAAACAAAGUGCAGGGUGGGACUAUGCAGAAAACACUCCCCAAUAGCAACACACCAUUGGCUACACCUUCCAAGUUGGCUUGCGUUACUGAUGAAGAUAACAGGACCCCCAAGGAGAAGAUGCCAAUUCCAAUGCCCACUACUCCUUCAACCAUUUCUGUAUCCAUGCAAACAGCUACCACCCCAGCCCCUGCAAUUGCCACUGUUCUUUUUGGUGCUAAUAAAAUUGAAGAUAACAGGACCCCCAAGGAGAAGAUGCCAAUUCCAGUGCCCACUACUCCUUCAACCAUUUCCGUACCCAUGCAAACAGCUACAACUCCAGCUCCUGCAAUUGCCACAGUUCUUUUUGGUGCUGAUAAAAUUGAAGAGAUGCAUGAAGAAGUUGAAUACUCCUUCGAGGAGAGGAGAGCUGGUUUUGUCAUUCCCAAAACACAUGUGAUAUCAGUAGUACAAGUUUGACAUGUUUGGACCUGAAUUAGAUUGGUUUCUCCUUUUUUUUUUUUUCAUUUACGCAUUGAAAGUCAACUGUAAUUGGCUUAUCUGGUUCCUGUACAUAGCUGAAAUGCACUUUGUCACAAAUCCUUGUCCUCUUCUGCUAUCUUAGAACAUCAUGAAUUUUUUGUAGCCAAAUAUAAUGAUUGUCUUCAAUCAGAACAUGAACCUGAUCUGCUUUAUCCUAAAUUUACUUCAUUGGAAUGUGAUA
Messenger RNA from Nelumbo nucifera (sacred lotus), 2801 nucleotides. Its product is annotated as 65-kDa microtubule-associated protein 3-like. Gene Ontology annotation, molecular function: microtubule binding. NCBI's taxonomy places the organism in Eukaryota, Viridiplantae, Streptophyta, Magnoliopsida, Proteales, Nelumbonaceae. Gene Ontology annotation, cellular component: cytoplasm; spindle. Gene Ontology annotation, biological process: microtubule cytoskeleton organization. The record is from RefSeq and is a predicted model, not a curated record.